Lates calcarifer (barramundi perch) is the source of this 2677-nucleotide messenger RNA. RefSeq names its product ring finger protein 121 (gene rnf121). The coding region runs from base 140 to 1138 and encodes 332 amino acids. Lineage: Eukaryota; Metazoa; Chordata; Actinopteri; Centropomidae. The record is from RefSeq and is a predicted model, not a curated record. The transcript is spliced from 9 exons. Gene Ontology annotation, cellular component: Golgi membrane; endoplasmic reticulum membrane. Gene Ontology annotation, molecular function: metal ion binding; ubiquitin protein ligase activity.
GCGAAGCACCGUAGAAACCCCAAAGAAGAGGAGGAGCUUUAUUUUGAAGGAACCAAAAAGCCAAACAAGACCGGAAGUGACCGUCUUAGGUUUGUUGCUAAUGCUAAUGGACCCGGAACGGUAAACCAGCACUCCGAAGAUGGCCGGGGUGUUUGAGGUGGAGGUUGAUGGUGUAGAGCACGACCAUGGACUGGAGCAUCACAAUGAACCGAAUCAGUUUGAUGUGUCCAAGCUUUCACCAGAAGAAAAGUGGAGGGUGGAACAUGCAAGAAUGCAUGCCAAACACAAAGGCCACGAGGCCAUGCACGCAGAGAUGGUGCUCAUCCUCAUAGUCACCCUGGUCGUCGCCCAGCUAGUCCUUGUGCAAUGGAAACAGAGACAUCCAAAGUCAUACAAUCUGGUGACUCUGUUCCAGAUGUGGGUAGUUCCUCUCUACUUUACAACCAAACUUCACUGGUGGAGGUUCCUGACCACAUGGUUUAUCUUCUCUGUCAUCACAGCUUACAUUUCCUACCGUGCCACUCGCAAGCCGCUGGCCUGCACCACACCAAGGUUGGUGUACAAGUGGUUCCUCCUUCUGUACAAGAUCAGCUAUGCCACAGGAAUAGCUGGCUACACUGUCGUCAUGUUUACACUUUUUGGUAUUAAUCUAAUAUUCAGGAUAAAGCCAGAGGAUGCAAUGGACUUUGGUGUUUCACUACUAUUCUAUGGUCUGUACUACGGGGUCCUAGGAAGAGACUUUGCAGAAAUGUGUGCAGACUUCAUGGCUUCAACUGUUGGGUAUUACAGUGCAUCUGGCAUGCCAACCAAGCACCUCUCUGACAAUAUCUGUGCUGUGUGCGGUCAGCCCAUCCUUGUAGAUGUCAGUGAGGAAGGGAUUAUCGAGAACACAUACAGAUUAUCCUGCAACCAUGUGUUCCAUGAGUUCUGCAUAAGAGGAUGGUGUAUCGUUGGGAAGAAGCAGAUGUGCCCAUACUGCAAAGAGAAGGUGGAUCUGAAGAGGAUGUUUAGUAACCCCUGGGAGAGGCCACAUGUCAUGUAUGGACAACUUUUAGACUGGCUUCGGUACCUGGUGGCUUGGCAGCCUGUCAUUAUUGGAUUUGUGCAAGGUAUCAACUACAUCCUGGGUCUGGAGUGACCUGCGAUUGGCAGAAAUGGACAUAACACACCACAUGGAGAAGAUGUGCACUGGCUCAAAAGACUGAGGGCCUAACAUUGAACUAAAACACCAAUAAAAAAGUGUCUAUACUUUUUGUAUAUAUUUAUAGGCACAUAUUAUCUGUAUUUACGGUUUAUUUGAAUUUUAUUAGUUAUCUGAAUUUGGAUGUCUGUGUCAAUUUCCCAGGAUUUGCUUCACACAGCGUUAUACCUUAAUCAUUGGUUUGUGCAUCUUACAACCUAGUAAAGCAGUUCUCAAAAUUAUUAGAGAGGUGCUUUUUACUAAUUUAUGUCUUAAAUGUGUGUUAAUGCUUAGUUAAAGGAUCAUGCUAGAGUUUUUCACCCUCAUGUCGUGUAAUAAAUACUCAGCGCAAAUCAAGAUAAAUCAUUUCUCCCUUUGCCUUUUAAAUGCACCAACCCAGUAUCCACUUCCUCUGGAGGCAUUUUGCAACUGCGUCACUUAAUGUAAUCACUCAUAUAGCUGUUUGACCUGCAUGACACAGAUUCCACGUUUUGGGUGAGAGUUUCCUAAGCGCUCAGAGUCACGCACCAUGUGAGUGGAGGCCUCGUCAUCAGGGGGGUAAAAAAUUGGCAAACAUACAUAAGCAGAGGAUUCCUCACACGGUGCUUGUUAAGAUGAAAAUUUUUAUUACUGGAUUUCAGAAUGUCCCUGUUGUUUUCAUGGACACUCAUCCUUACCAACUUGCCAAAACAGUCUUUGCUUUGACUGUUACCCUUUGAGCAACAUCUCGCUUCAUUAAGUUUGUGUGAUUUGAAUUGGAGGAAUUUCACUGUCUACCAAGCAGCCUUCUCUGUGUGUGCACAGGAUUGACUAUUUUUUUAUUAAAAGGUCAGUUCACUUAAAUUACAAAAUGGAAAAAAAAAAAAAAAAAUCAGCUACAAUUUCUCAUUUAGCUGUAGGUGUAUCAGGCCAUGCAGAUAGUUUUAGUUUUACUCUGUCAGCUGUUUUCUUUGGAACUAAUUUCUACUGAAGAGAUAGUCGCUAUGAAAAUGUUGACAGUGUGCUCUGUAGAUAAUUCAGAGUUUCAGGACAGACACAUUGCUGUUACAUUUUUAAAUCUUUUUCUAUGCUGUUGGCAAUACUAACUAUUUUAUUCACCUCCAUUUUAUUGGUGUGGCAGCAGAAAACCUGGCCUGAUAAAACCCAAAAUAUAUCUGCAUGGCUAGAUACUGAAGUGAGAAAACAUUUUCUUGUAAUUUAGGCUAAAGGUUCAGAAAUUGGAAUGACCCAGUAAGCUCAAACCAAAGCUGAGAUACCAGCAAGCGACUGGACUAAAACCAUUAACUGUUCAAACGAAAUCUGACUCGGCGAGGAAAGAAAACAUCCUAGAAUGAUCCUUUAACCUGGUGAGAGUGCUGAUGGUGCCAGUCUUAUUUUAAUGUGAUCUGUUCAAUCUGAGGUCCCACAGGGACUGUGUACAACAAAGCCAACAUGAUCAUUUUGUUUUGUUGUCAAUGUUUUGAUCAAGAUCGGUUAAUAAAUGUCACAUGGUUUAGA